AUGACGGGUACAGGUAGCGCUGUCAAAGAGGGUGAGGUCCUGAACGCUUUCCAAGAGAUCAACGAGGACUUGCACGGCAAGGCCGAGGUUGUGGAGAAAUGUCUUUCCAUUAUUCACCACCUCGGGCUCUCUGCCCGUGACUUGGCGAAUGAAUGGGAGGCUCAUGCCAUGAAUCGCGGCUCGGACGACAGUAGUCAGGCUCUCCUCAACCUGUCCUCCCUCGGGUCUUUGGAGGCAACCUUGAGCAAGCGAGGAACAGGCGCGGGCGGGGCUACUGUCACCCCAGCCGCUUCCACGCGCCGCAGCGGACGCGCGUCUUUCGACCCGAGCACGUUGCCUUCCACAGAACAGGCCAUGCGCAAGCGGCUGAGCAUGUCCGAGGACCCCGCCUCGGCAGAG
Nannochloropsis gaditana CCMP526 is the source of this 399-nucleotide messenger RNA. RefSeq lists its product as uncharacterized. The record is from RefSeq and is a predicted model, not a curated record. The transcript is spliced from 2 exons. The annotation marks the transcript as partial.